Molecule: messenger RNA, 1217 nt
Organism: Cryptomeria japonica (Japanese cedar)
Lineage: Eukaryota; Viridiplantae; Streptophyta; Pinopsida; Cupressales; Cupressaceae
Product: expansin-A10
Exons: 4
Coding region: 93-833 (246 amino acids)
Biological process (GO): plant-type cell wall organization
Cellular component (GO): extracellular region
Source: RefSeq, a predicted model, not a curated record
CAAUCCUUACAUUAUCUCAUCACAAUUUCCUGCUCUUGCUUCACAAGCACUUCUUUUUAGUUUGAUCUUUCUCCAACCCUCCUGUUGGACCAAUGGCUCUUGCACAACUUUUUCUGGUGGGCUUCUUCUCCAUAGCCAGAUUUGGAUUUGCACGUGGCUGGACAAGUGCCCAUGCCACAUUUUAUGGCGGUGGGGAUGCAUCUGGCACAAUGGGUGGUGCCUGUGGUUAUGGAAACCUGUACAGCCAAGGAUAUGGCACAAACACAGCAGCUCUAAGCACUGCUCUCUUCAAUAAUGGCCUCAGCUGUGGAUCCUGCUACCAAAUCAAGUGCAACGAUGAUCCACAGUGGUGUCUUCCCAAUACAAUAAUGGUGACCGCCACUAACUUCUGCCCUCCAAACAACGCACUUCCUAAGGAUGCAGGGGGAUGGUGCAAUCCUCCAUUAGAGCAUUUUGAUCUCUCGGAGCCUGUUUUCCUACACAUUGCAAAAUACAAGGCUGGAAUUGUCCCUAUCCUUUACCAAAGGGUACCCUGUCAGAGAAGAGGAGAAAUCCGAUUCACCAUUAAUGGCCACUCAUACUUCAACCUGGUUCUCCUCACAAAUGUUGGGGGAGCAGGAGAUGUUCAAGCAGUUUCCAUCAAGGGCUCCAAGACUGGCUGGCAACCCAUGUCUCGCAAUUGGGGUCAAAAUUGGCAGAGUAACAGCUACUUGAAUGGCCAGAGCCUGUCCUUUAAAGUCACCACAAGCGAUGGAAAGACUGUUACCUCAUACAAUAUAGCUCCCAGCAGCUGGCAAUUUGGCCAGACUUACAGUGGUGCUCAGAUACACUAAAUGAUGGUUAAAAUAUGCAGGCUAUUGUGUUUUUUUCUCUCUAGUUUUUUCACCUUUUACCUUUCUACGUUUGUGAGCUUAUUCAUAGUUUUACUCUGCAAACCACUCUGCAUUUAUCCUGAUUGAUCAUUACAAAUGGUGUACACUGGCACCAGAUUUCUGGGGCAAGAGUGACAUUUAUUCUAAGCAGAAUAAUUGUCGAAAGAAAAAGGAUCACAGUUUUAUGGUUCAUAACGAGAAUGAAUGAAUGAAUCAUAUUGUAUGUAAUUGUAUUGGGUUAAAGCGCCAGACAGAGGUGGACAACUAGCACCCGCCCUUCUGCGCUGUGAUUGCCAUCGUUCUAAUGGCUUCAACUGUAUUGCAAGAGCAGAGAAUUUCUAUUAG